Molecule: messenger RNA, 822 nt
Organism: Symbiodinium sp. CCMP2592
Lineage: Eukaryota; Dinophyceae; Suessiales; Symbiodiniaceae
Source: the annotation of a GenBank genome assembly
AUGGCCUUUGGCGUGCUUUUGCUUCUUCUGGGGAUUCUUGGGACGAGCGGAAAGAAGAGGCUGUGCCCGGCCGGCUGCAAGUGCUCGGCAGGGCCCGGGGGCGGAGACUGCAGCCAAACCGCGGAGUGCCCGCGCCUGCGCCGCUGGCCCGAUGCCUCGGAGUAUCCACCAGGGGUGGAUUGCCUCUUCGUGAACAGCCCAAAGCUGCGCAGAUUGCAGCCCCCGCAGCACCAGGCCGGAUUAGCCGCAAUUCCAGACUCUAUCCGACGACUGGACUUGUCCGGGAGCCGGCUUCGGAUGCUGCCCCCCAAGGCCUUUUCGCACCUCAGCUCUCUGCGAGUGCUGAACCUAGAGUUCAACGAACUGGAGGAGUUGCCCGCGGAUGCCCUCCACGGCCUGGCAAAGUUGAAGGUGCUCUGGCUCACGGGCAACCACUACUCCCCGAAUGAGCGGGAGUACAAGAAGAUGAAGGUUGCUGGGAAUCGUUUGCGCCAGCUUCAUCCGCAGCAAUUCGAGGGCUUGAACAGCCUCCAAGUUCUACUGUUGCAUCACAACAGGCUUGAGACCCUUCCCGACACCCUCUUCGACGGCUUGGCAAAGCUCCGAGUGUUGAAGCUGCUGGAUAACCCUUUCCGUCCGAGACUCACCAGGUCCCAUCCGGCCUUCGUCAAGGCUUUGGAGGUCGGCGUGCUGCAGCAGCUGGACCUCGAUGAGGACUCCGGUGAUUCCCUGGAAGACGAGUGGGAGGAGACUUCGACUUAUCUCUCCGACGACUUCUCAGAUGGGCCCUUGCCAGAGUCAAAGCACCGGGAGGACCUGUAG